Messenger RNA from Endocarpon pusillum Z07020, 3321 nucleotides. RefSeq lists its product as uncharacterized. Bases 1 to 3321 code for a protein of 1106 amino acids. Lineage: Eukaryota; Fungi; Ascomycota; Eurotiomycetes; Verrucariales; Verrucariaceae. Gene Ontology annotation, biological process: regulation of mitotic cell cycle; mitotic spindle organization. The transcript has a single exon. Gene Ontology annotation, cellular component: mitotic spindle. Gene Ontology annotation, molecular function: protein binding. The record is from RefSeq and is a predicted model, not a curated record.
AUGGCCAACAGUCCAUAUGAAAUCAAGAGCAAGUUAAACUCAGGGACGCCUUCGAAGAGAAACUCUCUACAUACACCCCUUGCGCGACCCGGGUCUCGAUCACACAAGCCAAGCCCACAACCGGCCUCACUCUUUCUUCGGCGGAUUAUUGGCACAACCACAACCUCUUCCAGUGGGCUGACAUCCCAUUACGACUCCAGGACUUUCGCCUACUGUGCUGGCUCAGCAGCGGUACUCGCAAACAUUGAUGAUGAGGGAGAAAUAUCAUACCGCUUUUUCAGAGCGUCGCCAACCGCUUCACCCAUACAUCCUUCUGUCUCAUUCUAUAACCCCCCAUCCCCCAAUGCAACCUCCGGUAGCCGGCGGCGAACAACUUUCGCCUCGAAGCAUGGCGCGGAGGAGAGGUCUUCCAGUCAUUCGCCACGGAGAAUCUGGAGUGAUGAGGGAAACUCCAAGACACGGAGUGCUCGGGAGAGAGUGAAAGCGGUGUCUUGUGUGGACCUGAGUCCAAAUGGAAGGUUUCUCGCGGUGGGAGAAACCGGAUACAGCCCAAGGGUGAACAUCUUCUCAGUCUCCGCAGGCGCCUCCACAGAGGUUCCUCUAUCCAUCCUUACUGAACAUAGCUUUGGCGUCCGUUGUGUAGCUUUCAGUCCCAGUUCGCAGUGGCUGGCAACGCUUGGUGAUGUCAACGAUGGUUUUCUUUUCAUCUGGUCUAUCAAUGCAAAGACUGGAGCAGCUAGAUUACAUUUCACCAACAAGUGUACUGCAUCUGUCCUGAGCAUGGCCUGGUGCAGCAACAACCUUAUCACAGUCGGGACAAGGUACGUCAAGGUCUGGCGUGUUGGGGAGCCUUCUCCAGGCUUUCAGACGAAGCCAGGACGUGUACAAGCCGAAGAUAGCAACGCGAGUCCGGGGCCGAAGACAUUAUCGGGUCGCAACAGCCUCCUCGGCUCUUUAGCCGAUUCCACUUUUACAUGCGUGGCUCCUUUUUCCGAAAGUGAAGCCAUUCUGAGUACCACGACGGGCGUGGUGUGCUUGCUUGACGACCGAACGGGAAGCCAAGAGUUGAAAACCAUAAAGCACUUGAGGUUUCCAGCGCAAUCUAUAGCAGUGGAUAUCCAGGCCCAGAAAGUGUGGUUCGCGCACGGUGACGGGUGUCUCGAUAAUGAGAGUUUUGAAACCUUGAGAAGUGGUCCCCUUCCGGUGACUAGCUACAAUGCUAGUAAUGAACCAGCAGUGACACCCUACCACUCACCGUCGGCGGCUGCUGGUUCUCUUCAUGCCUUUCAGUCGCCGCAAGGAUCUGCCUCUCGGAAGCGAAAGAAGCGGAAGGCUAUCAUUGCAGCAAGAUGUCUGUCGAAUAAGCUCGUGUCGAUUGAUGAUGCCCGCAAUAUUCGGGUUGAGAGAUUUGGUCCUGGCCUAUAUUCAGCGGACUCUGAGCGGUCGUCUGUCAUUCUACUGCCUGCACACAACGAUCCUGUACAGGGGGCAGUACCGCUGCCGAAGCAGAGUACAUUGGGAGAUUACAUUACGUGGUCUCUUGAAGGAACUGUCAACUUUUGGUCUUUGGACGGCUCAAUCAGGCGAUCUGAAAAGGUUGAGCUUGACCAACCUGAGCAGUCCUUUUCAGAAUAUGACGAGUACGUAAACGAGCUCAAGUCAAUUCGUGUGUCGGACGACACGCAGUGGAUUGUCUCGGGAGAUCGGUUUGGAAUCCUGCAGGUAAUCGAUUGCCCAUCUUGGGGGUCUGCAAAGAUUCGGGCCCAUUCGGCAGAAGUAACCGACAUAGCCCUGCACUCCUCCGACCAACCACUGUUGGUGGCAACCGGUAGUAGAGAUCGUACCGUACAGUUGUUUCAACAUGGAGAUGAAGGAAUUGAGCUCCUUCAAACGUUUGAUGAUCAUGUUGGAGCUGUCACUGUGGUAGCUUUUGCCGGCGACCUUUUAUUAUCUGCGUCGUCCGACCGCACUGUGAUCGUGCGCCAAAAGCUGUCCAAAAUCAACGACGACGGGACAAGACUACUGGCAUACAUAUCCCAGAGGGUCAUAACUCUAAAAUCAUCUCCAACAUCGAUGGUGUUCCCGGAGCCCGAUGUGUUGGCUAUUGCAACUAUGGAUAGGCAGGUUUUGACAUUCAGCAUCGACAAAGGCGCGGCUAUAGAUGCCUUCAAAGCGGUUGACGCUGAUGGUGGAGAUGCGGUGAUAUUGAGCUCACUGUCGAUCAACUCCGUAGAGGAUAAUUCAUGCACGCGUCGAAUCUUAUCUGGCUUCUCGUCAACAGACAAAUCAAUAAGGUUGUAUGACUUUGAGAGUGGUAUUCUUCUCUCAAGGGAGUUGGGACAUACCGAGGGCAUCAGCGAUGUUGCUGUCAUCGAGCAUGCCGAUGAUGCGAUUGGACCGAGUAGGAAGACCCUGAUCUCCACUGGACUCGAUGGUCUGAUCAUGAUUUGGGAAGCUUCGACAGCGCUACCACGGCCUCCAUCGUCGCCACUUCAGGAACUGGCACAGGGUCAGGCCCUGACAAACCAUGAUCUAGACAGUACACCGACCAAAGAUUCAAUCUUGAGACGGCCUCCUCUGAGAAAGGUUCUUUCUAAACUCGAUCUGGCAGAUGUUGAUGGAGCUGUCCCACCAGCACGACCGAGCCGUGAUCAACAUUCGCCGCGACUGAAAAGGAAGAUCGCUGCACAAACACGAUGCGACACAGCGCCGACAGAUGGUGACGCAGUUGCCGAGUGCGUUGCUGACAGACUCGAGCCUCUCCCCCAAGUACCGCACAGGUUCACCAGUUCGACGCCGCUUCGUCCAGCAUCGCCUCUUUCAAGGGAAAUGGCACUUGGUUUAGACCGGGCCGCCAAUCAUCACUUGCCCGUCCAGAAGUCACCAUCUCCACCUCCGGCGCGAGUGUCUCUUUCUACAUCACCUAGGAAUGUCAACAGAGGCAACAAAAGGGGUCUGAGGAGACCUCCAUCGGUCCCAUCUGACCUUCGAGACCACUCCAAGGCUCAAAAUAGGCGCAAAAGCAUGGGCAGCUUGAAUGAGUUCGGCAGUAUUGGGAUGGCGGGUGAGCAGGUUUGUCGUACGUUGCGAGCAUACAGGAAGAAGAUCAAAGCGGCGCCUAAAACAGAGCACUUGCAGCUGGACGAGCUUGAGGUAGAGCUUCUAGCAACACUUCGAGCGGUCGUAGGGCGACUUGGCAGGGAUGGUAGCAGAAGAACGAAAGCAGCGACGGAAAAUGAAUUGGAUAACCUGGCAAGUGUGAUGCAGACUUGGGGGCUUAGUCAAAAGACUGAAUCGCAGCGGGAUGUGGAGUACUGCUAA